UUACAAUUGAUUCUGCAUGCCCUGGAGGAGGAACCAACGGCGACAUCUGUAAUAUAGAAAACAGCGAGUGUGUUGAAUCUGUUUGCAAAUGUGUAACGGGCUAUGCUGCCAACGCGGAAAAGAAGCUGUGCAAUGAAGUUAACAUUGAUUCUGCAUGCCCUGGAGGAGGGUCAAGCGGCGACAUAUGUAAUAUAGGAAACAGCGAGUGUAUUGAUUCUGUUUGCAAAUGUGUAAUUGGCUAUGCUGCCAACGCGGAAAAGAAGCUGUGUAUUGAAGUUACAAUUGAUUCUGCAUGCCCUGGAGGAGGAAGCAGCGGCGACAUCUGUAAUAUAGAAAACAGCGAGUGUGUUGAUUCUGUUUGCAAAUGUGUAACCGGUUUUGCUGCCAACGCGGAAAAGAAACUGUGCAAUGAAGUUAACAUUGAUUCUGCAUGCCCUGGAGGAGGAUCAAGCGGCGACAUCUGUAAUAUGGAAAACAGCGAGUGUAUUGAUUCUGUUUGCAAAUGUGUAACUGGCUAUGCUGCCAACGCGGAAAAGAAGCUGUGCAAUGAAGUUAACAUUGAUUCUGCAUGCCCUGGAGGAGGCUCAAGCGGCGACAUCUGUAAUAUAGAAAACAGCGAGUGUGUUGAUUCUGUUUGCAAAUGUGUAACGGGUUUUGCUGCCAACGCGGAAAGGAAGCUGUGCAAUGAAGUUAACAUUGAUUCUGCUUGCCCUGGAGGGGGAUCAAGCGGCGACAUCUGUAAUAUAGAAAACAGCGAGUGUAUUGAUUCUGUUUGCAAAUGUGUAACUGGCUAUGCUGCCAACGCGGAAAAGAAGCUGUGCAAUGAAGUUACAAUUGAUUCUGCAUGCCCUGGAGGAGGAACCAGCGGAGACAUCUGUAAUAUAGAAAACAGCGAGUGUGUUGAAUCUGUUUGCAAAUGUGUAACUGGCUAUGCUGCCAACGGGGAAAAGAAGCUUUGCAAUGAAGUUAACAUUGAUUCUGCAUGCCCUGGAGGAGGGUCAAGCGGCGACAUCUGUAAUAUAGGAAACAGCGAAUGUAUUGAUUCUGUUUGCAAAUGUGUAACUGGCUAUGCUGCCAACGCGGAAAAGAAGCUGUGUAUCGAAG
This is a messenger RNA of Mercenaria mercenaria, 1104 nucleotides long. RefSeq names its product prion-like-(Q/N-rich) domain-bearing protein 25. The record is from RefSeq and is a predicted model, not a curated record. The transcript is spliced from 8 exons. The annotation marks the transcript as partial. NCBI's taxonomy places the organism in Eukaryota, Metazoa, Mollusca, Bivalvia, Venerida, Veneridae.